GUGUAACCUCCGUAAAAUUAAAUCAUACCGUUCCAUUUCUUGAACUAAUCCCGUCAACCCAAUAAACAAAUAAACAAGUGAAAAAAUUAAUGUCUACUUACCCAGAAACUUUCCAAGGCUACGCCAUUGACAACAGUACCAACUGGAACAAAUCCAAGCUCACAUCCUACGCUCCAAAAGCCUUCGAAGCCAACGAUAUUGAUAUCGAAAUUGAAUGCUGUGGCGUUUGUGGCUCUGAUUUCCAUACGGUCAAGGGUAACUGGUGGGAGUUGAGAAGCCUGGUUGUGGUGGGCCACGAGAUUGUGGGUAAAGUGGUCAAGGUUGGUCCUAGCGUCACUCACUACAAGCUUGGUGAUCGUGUCGGUGUGGGUGCUCAGGCUAGGUCUUGUUUGAAUUGUGUUCGUUGCAAACGUGACAACGAGCCUUACUGUAAAGCCGCCGUUUUCACCUACAAUUCGGCUUACCCGGAUGGCUACAUCUCUCAGGGUGGCUAUGCUUCCCAUGUCAGAGUACAUGAGCACUUUGUGUUUCCCCUUCCGGAAGGUAUCAAGUCGGAGCAUGCCGGUCCGUUGAUGUGCGGUGGUUUAACCGUCUACUCUCCGUUGAAGAGAUUCUUGGAACGGGUCCGUGAUACCAACAAGAAGUACGGUGAGGAGGAUGUCACUGUCGGUAUUGUUGGUAUCGGAGGCUUGGGCUCUAUGGCUGUGCAGCUCGCCAAGGCUUUAGGCUACACCAAGGUCUAUGCUCUUUCUCGUGGUGAUUCCAAAAAGGCAGACGCAUUAAAGAUGGGUGCCGAUGGUUUCAUUACCACUGGCGAAAAGGGCUGGGCUGAGUCCCACCAGGAUACCUUUGACUUUAUCUUGAACUGUGCUUCCUCGAUCUCCGAAUUAGACUUGAAUGCGUUCCUUUCGACCUUGAAGUUUGAAGGUACCUUUAGCUCUGUGGGGCUAGGCCCUGCCAAUGAAUCCUUCAGUGUUUCUGCGGGCUCUUUUAUCGGAAACCGCUCCAGUAUGACAUCCUCUGGUUUGGGAUCCCGAGCUGAGUGCAUCGAAAUGUUGAAUUUGGUUGUGGAAAAAGGAGUUAUCCCCUGGGUUGAAGAGGUGCCUAUCUCUGAGACCAGUGUCAACGAGGUGUUGACCAAGUGUGGAAAGGGCGAAGCCCGGUACAGAUACUGUUUGACCAACUUCCACGAGGCUUUCCAGACUGGUAAGAACUAGGUGCGUAUAGUUUGAUGGACUAGCACUAUGGGUUUGUAGGAAAAUCGUAAGGAGAGGCGUAUGGGUUGGCUCCUCGAAGAAUAAGGCGGGAUAUUACAAUGCCAUUUUAUUAAUUCUGGUGAGGGGUUUAAAAGUAAAGUUUUGGAUAGUCAAGUAGAGUAUAUUUCGAGCUGAAAUCCGUCCUGGUGAAUUGAAUCUUAAGCUGUUCCAAGCCGUUUAUGAGGUGCUCCUUAAGGUUCAAUUUAGCAUCAACUUAAAGGCACGAGAAAGAACUAACCCUUUUUUCAACAAGAACGAAAAGAGAGCCACUUUCGAAUAUUCUCCUUGGUAGGAGACAAAAAAUAUCGACAACGGCAGGACUCGAACCUGCGCGGGCAGAGCCCAAAAGAUUUCUAAUCUUUCGCCUUAACCGCUCGG
Babjeviella inositovora NRRL Y-12698 is the source of this 1634-nucleotide messenger RNA. RefSeq names its product NAD(P)-dependent alcohol dehydrogenase. The coding region runs from base 90 to 1217 and encodes 375 amino acids. NCBI's taxonomy places the organism in Eukaryota, Fungi, Ascomycota, Pichiomycetes, Serinales. The transcript has a single exon. Gene Ontology annotation, molecular function: alcohol dehydrogenase (NADP+) activity; zinc ion binding. The record is from RefSeq and is a predicted model, not a curated record. Gene Ontology annotation, biological process: alcohol metabolic process.